Molecule: messenger RNA, 772 nt
Organism: Caenorhabditis angaria
Lineage: Eukaryota; Metazoa; Nematoda; Chromadorea; Rhabditida; Rhabditidae
Source: the annotation of a GenBank genome assembly
AUGAACACUAUCAUCUCGUGAGUUUCAUUUUUCUUUUUUGAUUUCUCAAUUAUCAAUUCUAACUUUUUCCUAUUUUUUAGUCUUCUCUUCGCUGGUUUGGCACUUUCUUCAGCACAAGUUGCUGUCAAUGGACCAUUUAUGGGACGUUAUUACGUCGCAGCUAAACCACUUUUGGCACCUGGAAUCGCACCAGUAGCUGCACCACUUUUGGCCCCACCAGCUCCUGUUUUGGCUGCUCCCGCGAUUGCUCCAGCUCCACUCUUGGCUCCACCAGCUCCAGUUUUGGCUGCCCCAGCUGUCCCAGCUUUUGCACCAGCUCCAGCACCUCUUUUGGCUCCACCAGCUCCUCUUUUGGCUCCACCAGCUCCAGUUUUGGCUGCCCCAGCUGUUCCAGCUUUUCGCACCAGCUCCAGCACCUCUUUUGGCUCCACCAGCUCCAGUUUUGGCUGCUCCAGCUGUUCCAGCUUUCGCACCAGCUCCAGCUCCUCUUUUGGCACCACCAGUUCCACCAGUUGCCCCAAUUGCUCCAUUCUUUGCUCCACGACCAGUUUUGGCCUCACCAGCUUUUGCUCCAAUUGCUGCACCAGCUCCAGUUUUGGCUGCUCCAGCUGUUCCAGCUUAUGCUCCAUCUCCAGUUUUGGCUGCUCCAGCUCUUCCAGCUUAUGCUCCAGCACCAGUUCUCGCUUCACCAGGAGUUGUUCCAGCUUAUGCUCCAUUUGCUCGCUCUGCUUUCCUCAUCGGAGGAAACAAAGCCAAGAAGAUCUCGGCAUAG